Molecule: messenger RNA, 597 nt
Organism: Paramuricea clavata
Lineage: Eukaryota; Metazoa; Cnidaria; Anthozoa; Malacalcyonacea; Plexauridae
Source: the annotation of a GenBank genome assembly
AUGAACAAUAGACCACUUGUAUAUCUGGGAGAAGAACUCGAAGGGCGUGCAGUAACUCCAAACAUCCUGCUUAGAGGGGAACCAGUAACAUAUCUGGAGGAAAACGUCGAAGAGUUGGAAGAAGAAGCAGACGUAACGCGGCGACUGAAGUAUUUAAAGCGUUGUCGAGAGCAGCUACGAAGACGCUGGAUCAACGAGUAUUUACGUGCACUUGACGAGAAGCAGAAAGGAACCGCAAAUCGAGGUGCAACACUGUUGGAAACCGGGCGAGUUGUCUUGAUAAAGGAUUCACUGAAGAGAAGUGCAAAAUGGAGAAUUGGACGGAUCGAAGGAACGGUCAUAGGAAAGGAUGGAGUCGUGAGGGGCUACAAAGUACGAACUGGGAAUGGGUAUCUUGUGGAAAGGCCAGCGCAACUGGUGGCUGAUCUAGAAAUUGGUGGUGACAGUACAGCGACGACAACGAAAAAAAAACGUGACACACGAAAGCUGAACCCAGAGGUGAAGGAAUUCCAACCAAGAAGAUCAGAACGAAAGGCGAAGGAAACCGCUCGAAAUAGAGUAGUUGGAAUUGCGUUGAACGAACUAGAUGAGGACUAG